Anthostomella pinea is the source of this 1011-nucleotide messenger RNA. NCBI's taxonomy places the organism in Eukaryota, Fungi, Ascomycota, Sordariomycetes, Xylariales, Xylariaceae. The record is from the annotation of a GenBank genome assembly.
AUGACACGCAACCCCACGAGGUCCACUGUCCCUGCCUGGGUUGAAAUCUACAAUGAAGAUGUCCACGGCCAGCAAACAGAUAAGCACAUCGACCCUCCGCUGCCAACUGCGCGUCCGGAUCAGAAUAAAGGCAACCAUUCACUGAAGCGCCGCAUUUCCCAGGAUGGCUUUGUGCAUUGGGUCGAUGAAAAGCAUGAUCGCGUCUCCAAGCUUCCGGUGUUCAUGAGGAAACGUGCCGACCGGCCCGGACGACGAUGGGAUCAUUUGAGGACUGCUGAGCCGGUGAUCAUGGGACUUGGCUACCGGGCGCCCGAUGAAGACCCAUACGCGCGGUGGCGAGACUUCAUACAAUCUUCCAACUAUGGACGAAAUCCCGAUGAGGAGUACGAAGUGGUCCCUCAGAACAUACUCGACCAGCAAAUGCCAGGACUCAACAAGCCCGUCAGGACGCCGUUGCACCCUUUGGAUUCUACGAAGAGAUCCCGGAAGAAGACGUGGAUCAUGCGAUUUUGGAACUUUGUCUUGCGGCAUCCUAUUGCACCACUGAUUUUCCGUCUCGUGGUCUUGAUUACCACUAUUGCGGCUCUUGCUCUCGCUAUCAAGAUAUUCGAGCGCGAGCAGGACAACAGCAUCUCCAGCAAGGCGGAGCACUCGCAAGCUCUUGUUGCUAUUGUGGUCGAUGUGGUUGCGAUCCCUUACAUCUUGUAUAUGACGUGGGACGAAUACACCGGCAAGCCUUUGGGCCUUCGACACCCGGUGCAGAAGGUGUCACUCACGCUACUCGACCUCGUUUUCAUCGUGUUCAAGUCGGCAAGCACAGCACUGGCGUUUGAGGCUUUGGUUUAUCACAGUGGUGGUACAAAUAAUGGGACGCCAACGGAGGAUCGGGUGUCAUUCCACUUGGCACAGGGUCUCGCAGGCUUGAUGCUGGUGGGACUGAUUGCUUGGAUUCUCAAUUUCACCAUCAGUGUCUUCAGGUUGGCGGAGAAGCUUGGAGGGAUAGACGACUGA